Peromyscus eremicus (cactus mouse) is the source of this 5774-nucleotide messenger RNA. RefSeq names its product anoctamin 6 (gene Ano6). The transcript is spliced from 21 exons. Gene Ontology annotation, molecular function: chloride channel activity; protein dimerization activity. The coding region runs from base 140 to 2941 and encodes 933 amino acids. Gene Ontology annotation, biological process: calcium activated phosphatidylserine scrambling; calcium activated phosphatidylcholine scrambling; chloride transmembrane transport. The record is from RefSeq and is a predicted model, not a curated record. NCBI's taxonomy places the organism in Eukaryota, Metazoa, Chordata, Mammalia, Rodentia, Cricetidae. Gene Ontology annotation, cellular component: plasma membrane.
GCCGGCUGCGCGGCUAGUGAAGCAGAGCGCGGGCGGAGUGAGCAGGCUGUGCCGCCGAGAGGGCUGAGCGGAGCUUGCGGCCCGAGCCGAGCGGAGCCGAGCAGCGCCGAGCAGAGCCGAGCGCCGGUCUGGGGGAGACAUGCAGAUGAUGACUAGGAACGUCCUGCUGAACAUGGAGCUGGAAGACGACGAUGAUGAGGAUGGAGACAUCGGUGAUGUUCCCGACUCCAGGAGGCCUUUUCUGGCUCCUCAUUCUCUCCUACCGUCCGGUCUGGUGCUGGAAAACCUUGACCAGACAAUUGUCUGUCCCAGCUUCGGCUCGCUGGAGAAUCAGCAGGAUUUCCGAACUCCAGAGUUCGAAGAAUUUAACGAAAAGCCUGACUCCCUCUUUUUCACUGACGGCCAGAGACGAAUCGACUUUGUUCUCGUGUAUGAAGACGAAACUAAAAAGGAAAACAACAAAAAAGGGACCAAUGAAAAACAAAGGAGGAAAAGACAAGCAUAUGAGUCUAACCUCAUCUGUCAUGGCCUGCAGCUGGAAGCAACAAGAUCAGUCUCUGAUGACAAGCUUGUGUUUGUAAAAGUGCAUGCACCCUGGGAGGUGCUCUGCACCUACGCUGAGAUCAUGCACAUCAAACUCCCCCUGAAGCCCAAUGACCUGAAAACCCGCUCGCCCUUCGGCACUCUCAACUGGUUCACCAAGGUCCUCCGCGUGAAUGAGAGUGUCAUCAAGCCAGAGCAGGAGUUCUUCACUGCCCCGUUUGAGAAGAGCCGGAUGAAUGAUUUCUAUAUCCUGGAUAGAGACUCCUUCUUCAAUCCUGCCACCAGAAGCCGCAUUGUUUAUUUCAUCCUCUCUCGAGUCAAAUACCAAGUGAUGAACAACGUUAGCAAAUUUGGGAUCAAUAGACUGGUCAGUUCUGGAAUCUACAAGGCAGCGUUCCCUCUGCACGAUUGCCAGUUCAACCAUGAGUCGGAGGACCCCAGCUGUCCUAGUGAACGUUACCUCCUGUACAGGGAGUGGGCUCACCCUCGAAGCAUAUACAAGAAGCAGCCCUUGGACCUUAUCAGGAAGUAUUACGGAGAGAAGAUUGGAAUCUACUUUGCUUGGCUGGGCUAUUACACGCAGAUGCUCCUGCUUGCAGCUGUGGUGGGCGUGGCCUGCUUCCUCUACGGCUAUCUCGGCCAGGAUAACUGCACCUGGAGCAAAGAGGUCUGUGACCCCGACAUCGGCGGCCAGAUCCUGAUGUGUCCCCAGUGUGACAGGCUGUGUCCAUUCUGGAGGCUGAAUAUCACCUGUGAAUCCUCGAAGAAACUGUGCAUCUUUGACAGUUUUGGAACCCUGGUCUUCGCGGUGUUUAUGGGAGUGUGGGUGACGCUGUUUUUGGAGUUUUGGAAGCGGCGCCAGGCAGAGCUUGAGUAUGAGUGGGACACUGUUGAGCUACAGCAUGAGGAACAGCCCCGGCCAGAGUAUGAAGCCCAGUGUAAUCACGUGGUGAUAAAUGAGAUCACUCAGGAGGAGGAGCGCAUCCCGUUUACUACCUGUGGGAAGUGUAUCCGGAUCACGCUGUGCGCGAGCGCUGUCUUUUUCUGGAUUCUGCUCAUCAUCGCGUCUGUGAUCGGCAUCAUCGUCUACAGGCUGUCCGUGUUCAUUGUCUUCUCGACAACCCUCCCCAAGAACAUCAACGGGACAGACCCAAUCCAGAAGUACCUGACGCCGCAGAUGGCCACCUCCAUCACAGCCUCCAUCAUCAGCUUCAUCAUCAUCAUGAUCCUGAACACCAUCUACGAGAAGGUGGCCAUCAUGAUCACCAACUUUGAACUCCCCAGGACCCAGACUGACUAUGAGAACAGCCUGACCAUGAAGAUGUUCUUGUUCCAGUUCGUCAACUACUACUCUUCGUGUUUUUACAUCGCGUUCUUUAAGGGCAAAUUUGUAGGCUAUCCAGGGGACCCGGUGUACUGGCUGGGCAAGUACAGAAACGAAGAGUGUGACCCAGGUGGCUGUCUCCUUGAACUGACGACGCAGCUGACAAUCAUCAUGGGCGGAAAGGCAAUCUGGAAUAACAUACAGGAAGUGCUGCUCCCAUGGGUCAUGAAUCUGAUUGGACGAUAUAAAAGAGUUUCGGGAUCAGAGACAAUAACUCCACGAUGGGAACAGGAUUACCAUCUGCAGCCCAUGGGCAGGCUGGGGUUGUUCUAUGAGUAUCUUGAAAUGAUUAUUCAGUUUGGGUUCGUCACCUUAUUUGUGGCCUCUUUUCCACUGGCUCCCCUGCUGGCUCUGGUGAACAAUAUAUUGGAAAUAAGAGUGGACGCGUGGAAGCUGACGACUCAGUAUAGACGCAUGGUGCCAGAAAAAGCCCGGGACAUCGGCGCGUGGCAGCCCAUCAUGCAAGGAAUAGCCAUCCUGGCUGUGGUGACCAAUGCCAUGAUCAUUGCCUUCACGUCAGACAUGAUCCCCCGACUGGUGUACUACUGGUCCUUCUCCAUCCCUCCCUACGGGGAGCACACUUACUACACCAUGGACGGCUACAUCAACAACACUCUCUCCGUCUUCAACAUCACCGACUUCAAAAACACAGACAAAGAAAACCCAUACAUUGGGCUUGGAAACUAUACCCUGUGCAGGUACCGUGACUUCCGAAACCCACCUGGGCACCCACAAGAGUAUAAACACAACAUCUACUAUUGGCACGUGAUUGCCGCCAAGCUGGCUUUUAUCAUCGUCAUGGAGCAUGUCAUCUACUCUGUGAAGUUUUUCAUUUCGUAUGCAAUUCCAGAUGUGUCCAAAACCACCAAGAGCAAGAUCAAGAGGGAGAAGUACCUCACGCAAAAGCUGCUUCAUGAGAGUCACGUCAAAGACCUGACCAAAAACAUGGGGCUUCUUAUCGCCGAGAGGAUGGGAGAGGUGAUUGACAACAACGUGCGCCCGAAACUCGAAUGAGGGAGAGUUUUAUGUCCCGAGAAGCACUUUAAGAAUAAUUAACUGUCCGACGUGUCAUGAAUCACUAAAGAGGAUGUUGCUCCGUCACUUAGGCAAACGGGAGUCUUCACUGUGCCCAUUUCUACCUGUAUCGAUUUUCAGUUUCGGCUAGCAACGCGGGAACUGGGAAAUGGAAAACUUUGAUCAAGAAAGGCAUAAAACUGCCUACCUACCUACCUGGAAAACCUGAAUAUGUUCCCUUUUUUUGAUAAAUUGGAAUUUUAGUAACAGAUAAAGCCUCGAAGCAUGCUUGAGUCCUUCCAGGGGACUUUGCUUUUCUGGUCUGAAGCACACACCUGUGCUUAGUUUUUGCAUUUUGCCAAAUCUAUCCCUGACAGUACCAUCACCAAAGACCAGGCAUACCUCAGCCUUAAUCGCUUUUGUGUUCUUGACAAUAGCCAGCUCAGAAUUGAGUUUGGAUGCCAUAUUCGGUGCCAGGUAGACUGAAGCGUUCACAGUAUUUCAGUGUCUUACUCCACCCCUAAGGAAGGAGACCUCGCUGCAGAAGACUCCGUCUUCAUUUCAGCCUGCAUCACCCCCUCUGAGAAAUACUCAUCCUAGAUUAGCAUGAAGAGAGAGGGUAUUAAAUGAAGUCUGUCCCCGUCACUCCACAGUGACACCUCUGCCUUCUAGCACCUCUCCCAGCAUGCUCUGGGCCUGAUCCGUGUUGACUGCUCUGCAGACCUUAAGGGAGUAAGAUGAGAAAGUAGGAAAAAAGUAACUCCUACUGAUCUGGAUAUUUAAUUUACCUCUUCUUGAUUAUGUAAGUUUCUUAGGGACAGGAUAAUCAAAUGGUUGUGACUGCAUUGUUAUCAGCAUGAUGGGCUGGGAAAGGUGAGCCCAUCAACUGUGCAAACUGACUUACCCAGAGGAAGGCUCUACCAAUCACAAAGCGCCUUCUGCUUGUCUUACUGCAAAGGCUGGUGGUGGCCUGUCCACAACGGGCGUGGCCAGAGCAGCAGCCAGCAGCCUGAUGACUAGCCCUGUCCUGUGAUCCUUGUGUGGCUGGCAUCACUCACUGGGAACCCUACUGACUUUUCUGCUUGCCACAGUGACCAGCCUUCUUGCCGUCUCUGUUCAUUUCCUAGGCCUGCUAGCUCGUUUGGUAAUCACAGCUGUGCUGGAGACAGAUCUACCCGGAUUACUGCCCUUUGAGGGAGGAGACCCUGGAUUUAAUGUUAGCCCCCACCCUCCUCUCAGGCCAUAAGGCAAUUAAGGGAAGGGCUGGUUGUCUGCCCGUGGCUUGCUGCUCAGCCCUCGCCCCCUGGUGCCUUGCCCUCUCUGCUGCUCACCUGAACGGUUUCUUGAGCUCUGCAGCCUACACAUGCUCAGCUUUCCUCCAGUAGGUCUAGAGAAGACGUGGUUACACCAUGAACCCUUGAUGAUGGAUGACAGAGGUCAGUGCUGGGUGAAGAAAGGAGGACCCGCCUCACAGCAUUUGAGAUGGGCCUCUGCUGACUGGAGUGGUGUGAAGUGCCUGGGUGCCCAGGAGCCAAUCCAAGGAAAGUGAACGGUUUUAGAGAGCACCUUCUCUAGGCUGCAGUUUUAAAUGCCUGCCCAGAAUGGUCUAUUAGAGUAUCAGCAUGAUUAAUCAAAGCUUUUGAGUAGUCCAGUGGGGUCAGUGGGAACAUUUCUCCACCUCCCUUGUACUGGGUGUCCAGGACCUGCCAUACACUGUCUAACUGUGCUAAGACAGAAGUGACUGUCUCGACCACACCAGGGAUGUUCUCACUCCCCAGUUGACUCCAGGUGCCACUCCCUGGCCCCACCCAGACUGCCCUGGACUUCCUCACUCGCUCUAUUACCUCUUCUCCAGACCCUGUGCUCUUUUCCUAAGGAUCGAAAGUACUCACACCUUACAACCCAGAAAAGGAAAGAUUCCUUGCAUCUCUCUUUUCCUCCUUUCUUUAUAUACACAAAGAAAACUUCAAAUGAAAAGUGCAUUUAUUCAUCUAUAUCCCCCAGCCAAGAACCCCCUUCACAGUGUAGAAAGUGCCACUGUGGACAGGAGAGAAACACACAGACAAGAAAGGAAGGAAGGAAGGAAACCCUGCUUUUCCAAAGGGAGCAAGUGUGAUGUCUAAUGCCACCGGGAUGCUGAAAGGCUAAGUUGCAGUGAGCUGCGGAGUCCCAUGGCAUCAGUAUUAUUCCAGCCUGUGCUAAGGUGGGAAUGGAGAGGAAUGGGGGGGGGGGAGUGCGUAGAGACACCUGCAGUGGCAGUCUGCGUCUGUCAGUAGCAGUGAGGUAGCCCCCAGCCCCAGGAAAACCAAGGGCAUGACAGUGCUGGGUGGGGGGAGGAUCUGGCCCUCCACCUAUCCCGAGUUAACCACUAGAAAAGUUUUAUCCUUUUAUAUUGCCUUUGAAUUUUAAUGAAUGGAAGCGGUAGACCCAAUACUCAGGGGAUUUUUCUUUAAACGUUCCUCAGAUCUCUUAGAUGUUCCAUUAGAAAUAGAAGGUUGUAAUUUGUCUUGAAACUAAGCAAGGCCAUCUGGUAACAAGUUCGUCAAGUUCUCCCUUUGUAGUGCGCAGGAGUCGUGAGUUUCAUAGGACAUUCAUUCGCGUUGGGGGCAGAAUGUGAGGUGUUAGUUACACACUUCUUGUGCGCUCCUUGCGUUUCCCGGUAUGUUUGAAAAUGGAAGCGGUGCGCAGCUUAGCUGAAAAGGGACUGAAAUUCAUGAUGCUUCCCCAUACAAUGUAGCAUCGGUGUAAUGUCUGUAACUGAUGUUUGUUAAUUUCUAUGCAUUUUAAUAUUUUUUAAUUAUGAGCAUUUUAAUAAAUUCAGUUUUACAAACAA